UGCGUCGCGAAGCGGAAAUAGGAUUUUACUUACUUUUCAGAAAAAAAUUUUCAAUUUUAAUAUUUUAAGUAUUUUUUAACUGAAACAAGUUAGUAUUAGUUAAUAAAAAAAAGUUUUUUUUUAAUUUUUUUAAAUUUGCCUUUUUAGGUGCGGGAUUUUCAGGGGUAAAAAAACCCAUGUUUUCACUAAAUCUUUAAAUUACAUAAGAUAAUUUUCAAAUUUCUUCAUUUUUUUUGCACAUUUUCUAAUAAAUGAUACAUUUCGUAAAUUAAAAACCAAGAAAAGAAAAAAAAAAUGUUUGGAUCAUUGUUUUUGGGUGUCUGUAAAGAUUGAUCGAUUAGACCAUGUUACUACAGAGGUAGCCAGUUUUUUAUUUUUUUUAAAUUUUCUCAAACAAAUUGACUUUUUAUAAGUGAAAUAAUAUUCUGGCUACCUCUGUAGUAACAUGCUAUAAAAUCAAUUCAAAAGAGGUGGAUUUAUUAAAAACCGGUUAGUUAGUUUUUGUCAAGAAGAAACUGGAUGCGGGCGGAACAUUCUUUUCUAGUCUUUAAGUUAUAACCUCAGUUUGGCUCUCAUCGUGAUUUAGAAUUUUUUAAAAAUGGUUACUUUUAAUCUUAGCAAACUUCUGGCUGAUAAUUUUCCUCCAAGGCAUAUUUUCACGAGUAAAAACGUAUCUGAAUGUGCUAAAUUUUUGCAGUCCAAGUUUUUAUCACUUUAUGCUGUUUGCACUGUGAAUUUCAACAUUUUCAAAAGUCUGGCUUUUAACUUAAUAAAAAAAUUUAAUGAGUGUGGAAAAAGAAAAAAGUUCUUUCUUACUAAAUAUAAACAUUUUUUGGAUCAAAAUCAAGAAUGCAAAUAUCUCUUAUUAGAAAAAGAUUCUGAAAAAGAGAUUAGAACACAUGAGGAAGAACUGCUAUUAAUUAGAAAAGGUGAAAAUCUGAUUAAACAGGGUAAUCAACUCAUCAAGCAGGGUGAGCGUAAAAUAAAAGAAGGGGAAUUACUGCUUCGUACUCAUGGAUCCAAUGUAAACAGUGUACCAUGCAGAGUGCCUAAAUCAUCUGCAGUCAAUACAUCUUGUACACCAAAACCUAGAAAGUCUUUUAUUAAGCUUACAAACAAGAUGAAGCGUAAAAGAACAGAUAGUCUUAGAGAACGAGAGGUGGAAGAACUGCAACAUGCUGUCAAAAGGUUUAAAUCUAAUUCUUCUACUGAUGGUAGGGCUAUUUUAUAUGGUUCAAAUUUGUCAUUGCAAGCUCUUUGUAAUUUGAAACUUACAGAUAGAACAUGGACUGAAUUUAAAAAUAUAGUGACUCAUAAUCGUCAUCUUGUUCCUCCAGGUUUAACCAAGUUGAAGCAAUACAAAAAAUUGACAUAUCCAGAACAGGUUGAAUAUUCUGAAACCGAAGUAAAAUGUAGUCUUUUCCAUAUGAUAAAGCAUUCAGUUUCUAGAGUGUUUGAAUAUCUUUUGGAUUAUGAAAGUAACUGCAUAAUGAGUUUAUCACAAGAAGAGCGUGAUAAUGUACAAAUUAUUUGCAAAGUAGGAGGUGAUGGUCAAAGUGAUCAAUCGGAGUUUCAAAAUUCAGCAACUAUGAAAAGAGGUGUAGAUGAUCGCUCUGUGUAUAGUAUAGUGUUUGUACUGCUGGAGAUCGGAAGUGGAGAAAAAAUAAUAUGGAAAAAUUUAAUUCCAAAUAGUCCAGAUGCAACCCGUCAUCUUCUUUUUUGUUUUGCAAAAGAGACUGCUAGUUUUAUUCAGGAAAAAUUUGAACAUUUGAAAAAUGAAAUUUUUUUAUUAAAGAAUAUUGAUUUUAAACUUGGUGAAAGUACUUUUGUAGUAAAGUCUAGUUUGUCAACUAUUUAUACCACAAUGAAUGAUGGCAAAACACUAAACGCUGUUGUAUCAAAUAUGCUUAAAAAAAGAAUUUCAUCUCAGUCCUGCCAUGUAUGCCUUGCAAAUUCUAAGGAGUUUAACUUGAAAACUAUUUGUAAAAAAAAUAUUAACUUAAACAAGCAUGUUUUGAAACUUGGAAUUUGCAGUUUUCAUCUAUGGAUGCGCUGUAUGGAGUGGAUUUUCAAUACUGCUUGUAAACUCCCAGCUGUUAAGCAAGGAAGAAAUAUUCCAUCACAAAAGAGUAAAGAAUUUAUUGAAAACAAAAAAAAAUUCCAGCAUUUAUUCAAGAUAAAACUGAGUAUAAGGGUUUCUUUUGUCAGGAAAGGAUGUGGAACAACCAAUACUGGAAAUGUUGCUCGCAAAUUUUUUAAUAACCCCAUUGUGACAGGGAGAAUUUUAAACUUGGAUAUCAGAAUGAUUAAGUUGUUUCGAGAUUUACUCAUUGAUAUAAACAGAACAACUACAAGACCGGAUAUAAAGGUUUUCAAACAGAAAUCUGAACAUCUAUUUGCACUCAUAACUAAUGAUAAAUUUUUAAAAACCAUACCUAUGUCACAAUCUGUGCAUAGAGUGAUAGUUCAUGGUACUUCUUUUAUAAGGUAUUUUAAGUAUCCGAUAGGUUCUUUGUCUGAGAGUGCUAUUGAAGCCAGAAAUAAGGAAAACAAAACUGCUCGAAUUGGUCAUGCUCGUUUAACCUCUUUUGCAGAAAACACUAGGGAUACAGCUAAUUAUUUGUUUAUGACAGCUGAUAUGUACCUCUUUUGCAAAAAAAAUAAAAUGGAUAAAAAAAGAGUGAAAACAAAAUAGUUUAAGAAAGCAAAGUGAAAGUUCUUCUGAUAACUGCUUAAAAUAAAGGAAGUAAGACCAUGAAGAAUCAUACUGAUGAGCUGUUCUGCGUUGAAUUUUUAAAAAACGGCUAUUUUCAUAGCCACAA
Hydra vulgaris (swiftwater hydra) is the source of this 2822-nucleotide messenger RNA. RefSeq lists its product as uncharacterized. The record is from RefSeq and is a predicted model, not a curated record. NCBI's taxonomy places the organism in Eukaryota, Metazoa, Cnidaria, Hydrozoa, Anthoathecata, Hydridae.